Molecule: messenger RNA, 1215 nt
Organism: Aphanomyces invadans
Lineage: Eukaryota; Oomycota; Saprolegniomycetes; Saprolegniales; Verrucalvaceae
Exons: 2
Coding region: 141-407 (88 amino acids)
Source: RefSeq, a predicted model, not a curated record
CCGCCAUAAAUGAAUUUUCAAUUCGAAGUUCGGGAGAGACCGACCAAUCAGAGGUGGGGAUCAGUCCUCUCGAGCCGUCAGUGAAUAAGAACUCGUGCCACAACUCCCGCGCUGAACGACUCGGCCGACGACUUGAAUCAAUGAGCUCGACGAUGCGCAACCGCUUCGUCAACGAAGGCAAGCAAGGUACGACUGAGGUGCAAAACGUGGCGCUGGGACCCAAGGUAUACGAUGGCGAGCGCUAUGGAAAGAUGUCGGAGCGUCUGAAGCGACAGAAGAUCGAAAUCAAAGUGAACGAUCGUAACCCUCGAUUCUAUGGCUUCAUCGCUGGCUUUGUUUUCCUCAUUUUGAUCUUCUUGUGGGUCCAAAUCUCUGGGGCCAUGCGGAGUCGCCGUGUCGCGAACUGAACCAACGCAAUGAAGACAAACUUUUCGCCACGGUACUUGCAUUCUUCAAAACGCUAAGUUAAUUGCAUUUUUCAAAACGUUACUGCGACUUCAAAAUUACUAUGGUACAAGACGGGCAAGACAGCUGCACGUUUAUGCUUGGGGGGAAAAUUGGAACCUCAGAGACGAAUUGGAAGCCUCGGACGUCGUGGGGGACGAGGGAAUCGACGAUGUACGGGCCUCACUAGUUCCCGUAGUCGCGAUAUCAGUGUCCGACGAAACCUUGGACUUCUUUUGGCGCGUACUGCGGACGCUGGCAAAGGAGGACGUGAUACGGUCCCAGCACAAUCGUGCGUAGGUUUUCGGUAGUCGGUUCAGUUCGUUCGCCAAAGUACUCAUCAUGUUGGGGUGGUGUACAAUGUUAGCAAGAGUCUUGGGCUUUGUCCUCGGCUUGAUAUCAUCGUCACAAGCCCCGACAAAAUUGCCAUUGUCCUCUGAGGGUGCACGGGCGUAUUCUGGCGGCUCCGAUCGGCUAGGUGUACGAGACUGUGGUGGAUCGUGUGCUCGAACAUCCUCGGGAGCCGAAAUACGUCUGGACGACCCUUGCUCACUGCGAGAAGUUACACGGCGGUUCCGCGAGUACCCAUCGGCAAGUUCUUCCACCGUGAAGGUGGGAGCACUUCGUCGCAGUAAGACAGGCAUGUCGAAGGGGUGGAGGGAGGUAGAGCUGGAGUUGGAGGGGUCGAUAGGACGAGGAGCACAAGCACACACUAAUGUUUGUCCUGUGAGCACGCGCAGAAGUCAACGGACGCAGAAUCGUAGAAUGAAC